AGAGACAAGUUUUUUCGCCACGCUGACACUGCAUCAUACGAUUCUCCCCCGCGUUGGUGUCAAUAAGUGAAUUUUUAUACAAAUUUUCGUAAGCAAAAUCGCGUUUCGUCAAAGUCUUUUCGCGCGUAUUCGCGUUAUGCAGCUAUUUUGCUGAGAAUGUUAAUAUUAAUGAUGCCAACGGAGAAACCGCAUCAGCAACUAAGACGCAGCAAUAGAGAUGAUAUUCAUCGUGAAAAGAAAUUAUAUAAAAGACCCUACAAUCCAAUGCCAGCCCGAAAGGGGCUGCUUGCGCCCCAAAAUACCUUUCUUGAUACGAUCGCAACCCGCUUCGAUGGCACACAUUCAAAUUUCGUGCUUGGCAAUGCACAGGCAAAUGGCAAUCCAAUUGUUUAUUGUUCGGAUGGCUUCGUGGAUUUGACAGGAUAUUCACGAGCGCAAAUAAUGCAAAAGGGAUGCUCGUGCCAUUUCCUGUACGGUCCGGAAACAAAAGAUGAGCAUAAACAGCAAAUUGAAAAAAGUCUGAUGAAUAAGACCGAACUGAAAUUGGAAGUUAUUUUUUAUAAAAAGGAUGGCUCACCGUUUUGGUGUCUGUUUGACAUUGUUCCAAUUAAAAAUGAGAAACGGGAUGUGGUGCUCUUUUUGGCAUCACACAAGGAUAUUACACAUACCAAGAUGUUGGAGAUGAAUGUCAAUGAAGAAUGUGAUAGCGCUGCUUUGCUGGGUGCACGCUUUCGUGCCGGUUCCAAUGCUGGCAUGCUCGGUCUGGGCGCACUGCCCGGCUUGGGUGGACCGCCGGCUGGGGAUGCGGAUGGCGAUGGCAUGGAGGGCAAUAAUCUGGAUGUACCUGCUGGCUGUAAUAUGGGACGUCGACGUAGUCGUGCGGUGCUCUAUCAGCUAUCCGGCCAUUAUAAGCCGGAGAAGGUGAAGACGAAAUUGAAAUUAGGAAAUAAUUUAUUGCAUUCAACAGAGGCGCCUUUUCCCGAAUAUAAAACACAAUCAAUAAAAAAGUCACGCUUCAUUUUACCGCACUAUGGUGUUUUCAAAGGUUUUUGGGAUUGGAUUAUAUUGGUAUCAACAUUUUACGUGGCCGUUUUGGUGCCAUACAAUGCGGCAUUCGCGAAGGCGGACCGACAAACGAUGGUAUCGGAUGUUAUUGUCGAGGCGUUGUUUAUAGCAGACAUUUUAUUGAAUUUUCGUACAACUUUUGUCUCGAGUAAAGGUGAAGUUGUCUCCGAUUCGAAAUUGAUUGCAAUUAACUAUUUGCGCGGCUGGUUUGUUGUGGAUUUGUUGGCGGCGCUGCCUUUCGAUCAUCUCUAUGCAUCGGAUUUGUAUAAUGGCGAGGAAUCGCACAUUCAUUUGGUGAAAUUGACACGCCUGUUGCGCCUGGCACGAUUACUGCAAAAAAUGGAUCGAUACUCACAGUACACCGCCAUGAUAUUGACAUUGUUGAUGUUGUGCUUCUCGUUGGUGGCGCAUUGGUUGGCGUGCAUUUGGUAUGUGAUUGCCGAAAAGGAGUAUAUGAUGAAUGAUAGCGGUUGGGAUAUAGGUUGGAUGCAUGCCCUUUCUGAGCGCUUGAAAAUACCAAUAACAAAUAUCACCAAUGCCGAGGCAUAUUCAACAGCGCUUUAUUUUACCUUCACCAGCCUGACAUCGGUGGGGUUUGGCAAUGUGUCGGCGAAUACAACAGCCGAGAAAGUAUUCUCCAUCAUUAUGAUGCUAAUUGGAGCAUUAAUGCACGCCGUCGUGUUCGGUAAUGUGACAGCGAUAAUUCAACGCAUGUAUUCACGUCGCUCGUUGUACGAGAGCAAAUGGCGGGACUUAAAGGAUUUUAUAGCAUUGCAUCAGAUGCCUAAGGAACUGAAACAAAGGAUUGAAGAUUACUUCCAGACAUCGUGGUCACUCAACCAUGGCAUUGAUAUUUAUGAGACGCUACGCGAAUUCCCCGAAGAGCUGCGCGGUGAUGUGUCCAUGCAUUUACAUCGUGAGAUUCUACAGUUGCCAAUAUUCGAAGCCGCCUCGCAGGGCUGCCUGAAACUACUAUCACUGCAUAUCAAGACUAAUUUCUGUGCUCCUGGCGAAUUCCUGAUACACAAAGGCGAUGCUUUGAAUUAUAUCUACUAUCUGUGUAAUGGUUCAAUGGAGGUCAUCAAGGACGACAUGGUUGUGGCCAUUUUGGGCAAGGGUGAUUUGGUUGGCUCUGAUAUCAAUGUUCACUUGGUUGCCACAUCGAAUGGUCAAAUGACGGCGACAACAAACAGCGCUGGACAGGAUGUGGUGGUGCGUAGUAGCAGCGAUGUGAAGGCGCUCACAUAUUGCGAUCUCAAGUGCGUGCAUAUGGGCGGCCUUGUCGAAGUGCUGCGCCUCUAUCCGGAAUAUCAACAGCAAUUCGCCAAUGACAUUCAACAUGAUCUCACCUUCAAUUUGCGUGAGGGUUAUGAGUGUCAAGACUCCGAAAUUGGACCAUCCUUUCCGCUACCGAGCAUAAGUGAAGAUGACGAGAACCAACAGGAAGGUGAAGGCGGCGAUGACGAGAACGAAAAUGGAGGCGCCUCAGUAGCGACGGCCUCACCACAUCACAGUAUUGCCACACCAUCACCGCUGCAUGGGCGCUCGCCACUUUUGGGCAUGAAUAGUCCCCGUUUAAUGAAAUUACAUCCGCGUGGUCGGUCAUUAAUUACGUUACGUGAGCGCGUGGAGCGGCAGCGUUCAUUGAAUAUAACAUCCAGCUUAGACACCGGUUCGAUGGAUGAGGACAUGAAUGGUGGCGAUGAGGGCGAUGAUGACUUGCGCAGCAUGAAAAAGAAACCUUCAAUGGAGCGUUUGGACUCACAGGUUUCAACGCUACAUAGUGACGUGGCGCAGUUGAGCCUCGAGGUGCGCAAUGCCAUACAGGCGCUGCAAGAGAUGACCUUCUCGACGAUGGCAUCGCAAGCGAGUUUGAAAUUUCCACCUGCGCGUUCAAUACCAAAUAUUUGUGGCACUGUUGGUAGUGUGGCGGGUGUGGGCAGCACCAUGCACUUUGUAGCGAGCAGCACCGAUGAUAUGUCACUGCAACGCUCUUCGUCACAUCCGCCGGAAAUAUGGGGGCGUGAAAUGCAAUUGGCUAUGGGUAGCUUGGCCGGUGUACAAAAUGGCAUGCCGGCUGGUGGUGAUGGCGGCGUUGCGAGUACGGGUGGUGGUAUAAGCGCUAGUGGUAGCGCCAAGACAAAUUCACCUGCUGCGGCCGAGGUGCCGAAAAUAACACGCGCCACUCAAACUGAUUUCUACAAAAUAGAUUUUCCCGUUUUUGAACGUUUCGUGUUGGCCAAUCCGCGUUUGGUGCUCGGCCUGCUGGGCAUCGACCCGGCGAUAAAGACUGAAAUUGAACUACUACAACAACAACAGACUCUACAAGUGUCGCCACUGAAUACCAUUGAGGAAGUGAUAUCGCCCGCCGAAGGGCCAAGCUCAAUAACUGGCUCGAAGGAACGCCUGCUGGGUGACAAUUAUUGCAGCAACGGUAAUGUCAAAUCAUAUGCGCCAUUGGAUGAUGAGAAUAGCAAUGAUUAUCGUUGGAUAAUGAAGCACUCGGUUAGUAAAAGCAGCAAUUGCUGCCGCUCCACCGAGGCUUUGCUGCAACCGAUCGAAGAGCAGUAUGAGGCGUCAAAGUCCCCAUCACCUUCAGCACAGCGUCUGACGCAAUCGCCACCCUCGCGAUACGAACACCAAUACACGUCCGCUACAACAACGGCAACGACAAUCAUAUCAGCAGCGUCUACGCCAGCUGCCGGCGAGCACAUGACAAAUCUGCACACAAUUAGUGAAGGCGAGCGGCAAAGCGCAGCAACAAAACAGCAAAUGCAUCGCAGCGCACGCCGAAACUCCCAUCACAGCAACGCCAACUACAGUCAACACCAGAGCAACAGCAACAGCAGCCUCUCAAGCAAUGCGUCCACGCAUUCGAGCAGUAGCAAUAGUCCGCCGGCAGUAACACCUUCCGCCACUAUGGGACAUAAUGGCCCUGUGAAUGUUGCCACCGGCGGUGGUGCUGUGACUGUAAGUGGAAGUGGAAUCGGCGCUGGCGGUGGCGGUGGUAGUAGUGCGCCGAGUAACAACAGCAGUCGUCGUUCCUCUUGGAAACUCCAUCGUUCGCAAAGUGGUGACUACAAGCGACUGCCCGAAACGUUGGAGGAUUCACCGCCCGGUAAAAUUAUUACCGCUGCAACAGCAACAACAACUACUUCUUCAGUCACACAUUACGCAUACACUGGUGGCGGUGGCGGUGCAGCUGACGAACAUCUUGAGCUAUUAGCCAGCAGACGUUCGUCACGUGCCAGUUGCACGUCGGUAGUCAGUACAGCUGCCACGGAUGCAACUGCGGCGGCAGUUGUGAAUAAGCGAAAUAGUUUGAAUGCCAAUCGUUCGCUACUCUGUGUAAGUGGUGGUCUAGGCGGCGCAAAUGGCGGUCAAGGUGGCCACACGAGUUAUCGCUUCUCUGCCGGUGAUGCCGAUAAGUUGGAGAAAGGUCUCAAGGGCUUGCCCUCGACAAGAUCACUGAGGGAUGCAAGUGUUAAUUAGGAGGCGGAUGCAGGGUAAAUUCAAUACAGAGCUGUGAGUAGAAUGAAAUAGAGUAAGAAAAGACAGUUUUAGUUAAGAGUAGUACAUGAAUAAGAAACGUGGGUGUAUGAAAGUAAAAAUGGGUUGUACUUUAAAUGCUAAGAAUAAGUUUGUGAGCAAAACCGCAGCAUAAUACAUGCUUAUAAACAAGAAAAUGAGUGAAAUAUUGAGAUUUCCGUACUAAAAUUUGAAAAAUUAAUUUCCCUUCUUGCCUGAAAUCUUUUACUUGAUACAUUCUCUUACUGGUUCCUUGUUCUAAAGGAUGCAUGGUCUUUGUUGGUUUAUUUAAUUUCAGUUGCACAAGAAGUAAAACAAACUAUUUGUCAAGUUUAGUCAUGAUCGGUUGGGGUUUUACUGAUUUACCAUUUAAAUGAAACGCCGCUCAAAUCGUUUGAGAAUUGCAAUUCCUAACAGAAUUUCCCUUGUGACUGU
Messenger RNA from Ceratitis capitata (Mediterranean fruit fly), 5028 nucleotides. RefSeq names its product potassium voltage-gated channel subfamily H member 8 (gene Elk). Gene Ontology annotation, molecular function: voltage-gated potassium channel activity. Gene Ontology annotation, biological process: regulation of membrane potential; potassium ion transmembrane transport. The coding region runs from base 157 to 4557 and encodes 1466 amino acids. Gene Ontology annotation, cellular component: membrane. Lineage: Eukaryota; Metazoa; Arthropoda; Insecta; Diptera; Tephritidae. The record is from RefSeq and is a predicted model, not a curated record. The transcript has 16 exons.